UAUACAUUUAAUUUUAUUUAUUUUCUGUAGCUUGCAUCCCGAUUUGGCAGUUUAAGUUUCCUGGUUUCUGUUACUGAUAUUUUUAAUUGCUUUACCAGCAUUUUUGGACUACUAUGAUAUACCUUACAAAGUUGUGGAAGUCAACCCUCUUAGCAAAAAAGAAAUCAAAUGGUCUGAAUAUCAGAAAGUGCCAAUAUUGAUGGUAGAUGGCGAGCAGCUAAAUGAUUCAUCAGCUAUAAUUGAUAAGCUGGGACUUAAGAUUCUGUCGAAGAAAAUUCCAGAGUCAACUUCUGAGGAUGAAGAGACAAAAUGGCGACGGUGGGUUGAUAACCAUUUAGUGCAUGUUCUGUCACCAAAUAUUUAUCGAAAUACCACUGAAGCACUUGAAUCCUUUGAGUAUAUUACUAGCAACGGUAAGUUGAUCCCGACCUUUGAUUAACAAAUAUAUUCUCUUAUUAUUUUUUUACACUUAUUCUAGCAUGUGCUAUGGUUUAUGCGUCUUUCCACUAAGUUUUCUGUUGUAUGGAUUGCCCUUUUCAUAUAAGCAUGGAUUUUGAACAAAAUCUGUAUUGAUGAAACAACUAAGCAUAAACUAUUAGGUGAAGACACUUGAACGAUUCUGUAUUACAAGGUUAUAAAUAGCAGAUAACGGCUAAUGAAUGUGAGCAAAAAAUCUGCCGUAUAAAUAUGGCAGAUGGCAUGGAGUCUCAUGAUGGAAGCCAUGGUGGGCAAUGAUUAUCAUCACAUAACAUAAAGGCAAUAUCAAAAGACAAAAUGA
This is a messenger RNA of Vigna umbellata (rice bean), 778 nucleotides long. Lineage: Eukaryota; Viridiplantae; Streptophyta; Magnoliopsida; Fabales; Fabaceae. The record is from RefSeq and is a predicted model, not a curated record.